CGAAGGGGCGCUUAUUUGAGUGGGGGCGCUAAUUCGAGGAUUUAUGGUAAAAGUUAAAAAUAUUGUUUUUUCGACGGUUGACAGUGAACAAAUUCAGGCAUUUGGCGUUUAACAGCUUAUUGUGGAUGGCUAUUGACAGUUGAUAGUAAAGUAUUAAUACUUAUUUUCCUUUUCAAUGGCUGACGGGUAACCCUUCCAAAACCCUUCAAUAAGGCCUGCUCCUUGUGCUUACUAACAACCUACUGUUAAUUAGGCAACAUACUUUCCCUAUUUUGUUCUUUACACUCAGCAAUCAAUUUUGAAUACCCAUUUGAAUCACUGAUUUCCUUGAUCUACUCAAGUAAUCUCCACUGCCAUUGCCAUAAAAUAAUACAUUUUCAAAAAGAAACAUCAAGGUGCAAUUCUAGCCUUAAAGGCGUCAAUCUGACAAAAAGUAUGCAUUUUGGUUGAUUCCCUACCACAUUUAGCCAUUGCACUCAAAAACUGGCCAAAAUAUGCAAGGUAAUGCAGAAAAAAACAUAUCAUGCUAUUAUCUAUGCAGUUUUACACUCUGGUAUAAAUUUUCAGCCACAUUGGUUAGAAGUGGCAAGUUUUAUUUUGAUUUGAAGUCGUGUUUGAUUUCAACUUCGAAGUAACACUGUACACCAUCUAUGGAUAUAUUAUGAUUUAACAACGUGACCAGCUCCCAGUUGUCUUGAUAGCUCAGUCGAUAGAGCAUUCCACCAGUAUCACAGAGGUCAUGGGUUUAAUCGCAUUCAAGCUUGAUUUUUUUUCCUCAGGCUUUAAGUUCAUGACUGCUUAAGUUGUGUGUAUAACUGCGAUGAUUGAUCUUGUCUUCACAUCAUUCUUUCUCCACAGCUCAAAUAUAUGAUCCUUCAUAUAUUCACUUGUAUUACCAUUCUGUUUUCUGAAGUCCAGGCAGCUGCUUAAAAUCUGUGAGCUGUAUUGAAAACUCAUUUGAAGGUGCACUGAUUGCCAUGUUUAUGCAGUGGUCAAGCAUAAUGGGAUCUGGGUCGGGCUUCUAGUGACGCCAUCAAAGGACAUUGCUGAAAUGCUCAAGAGAUGUUUGACUGGGUUUUGAGUGCUGUGAAAACAUAUGGGGUAUUUGUGCUUUUAUUGAAAAUAGACAAGGCUUUUAAGUGAAAGAACUGUAUCAUCCAGCAAUACAAUUCAGAGUCUAGCUACGAUUAGGACAGCUACAAUGUAUAUAUAUAUUUUUUCAUUUCGAAGUGUGGGUCACCAGUUGAGCCUGCCACACUGCAAGUCAUGAUUGACAAUUUGCCAGUCCAUUUGGCUUAUAAAGGUUAAAACCAUGGCUGAAGAGAUAACUUACAGCUAUUGAAGGGUUAUAGAAAUGUCAAUGAACAUGAAAAAAUUUGGGGAAAAAUUUGUCUUUUUGCUUUGUUAUUGCCAACCAACCGUAUGUAUGCAAAGUCAAUGACUGAAUUAGUGUGUGCAAACAUGAACAUUGUGAGUUACGCAAAUUUGCAUCUUUCGUACGAGUAAUUAACAAUGACAAGAUCUUGACAAAAGGUUCAGUGUGGUGUCAGUUAAAUGAAUACAUUUCUCCUUCGCUGUUCUUUUGUUUUAAAAGUCUUUUUUUACCUGUGCUAAUAACCGAGUGUUGCAUUUCGGUCGAAAACAAGCACAUUCUCCUUUCAGUGCUUCAAUCUCCAUCCGUAAAGUCCAAUCUAAAUAGUUUGAAUACUUAUUAAUGCUUGAUUCAUUUAAAGUUUGUAACUGAGAUAGAUAUAUUUCUUUGCUCAAAAAACAAAGCAAUACUGCGUAUGCUGAAGGACCUUUGAGAAACUCAGCCUGCGGGUUGUUGAUUUCAUGUGUGUAGCUUGUGUGUGUGGUUGUAUAUAAAAUCCAAAACUACAUAGCUAGCUCAGCAGUUCAAAGCCUCACUAACCUUAAUCACUUCAUUGUAGGACGUACGUGUUGUUGACUAUUCCUUAAGAAAAAAAAUGUGAUGUGAUUAAUUUGCCGUAUAUUUAGUUGUACGUAUUGGUAAAUGCCAACAAGUGAAUGAACCAUUGUCAAUGAGGAUAAUGGUUGUUUAGCAAGUAAUUUAUAUAUACAUGUAGAUGUACUGAAUUGUUGCCAAAGAAAGGACUGAUAUGGAAUGGUUUCCAGUAGAAGUUAAUUCAUAUUUGUUUGAAAUGUUUAAAAUUUGAGAAAUUGUACUUUAGGUGAUUUUGAGUAGACUGUUCACAGCCCUCUAUUUUCUUGUAUUUUUAUUCCAUCGUUGAACAUGCAAAUAGAGUCGGGAGAUGACUGGAUGCCAGCGCAAAACUGAAGACUUGACUUAACUUAUUGCUCACUUCGCUUGCAAACCCACCCCCACCCCCACGUGCUUUGUGCUCACUUUGCUCGCUUUUUCUUUCGCGUGUGUCAGUAGGGAGCCUGUGAACAGUCUAAUUUUGAGAAAGAAGCUCUAUUUCUUAUAUAUGCACAGCACAACUUUCUUGUUGUAGAUAUUUGUUCAGAAAUGCCAAGCAAUUCUAAAUAAUGUUCUCGUUUUGUAGUAGAUGAAUUCUCUUAGUUUCGGCAUACUAUAUAUUAAAUCUUGAUCUAGACGCACGGGCACGGUUGUUCUAAAAACCAGAUACCUGGCAGUCAAAAAUUUUAAACCAUGAGCUAGUACUUGACUAUUAUGAAUGUUUUAAUUUUUAAAUUCAUAUCUAUUAUAAACACACUUUUUUAAAAAACUGGCCGUUGAAUAUCGAAUAAGCUGCUUUUUAACAAAGAUUAGCAAAAAGUUCUGCAAAUCUCCGCCAUCACUCAGUACCUAUCAACAAUGUCAUGCAACCUGUGGCAAACUUUCGUCGUGUUCAGUGUGCUUCCAUGCUGAGUCCAAGUGAACAAUUCAAUGUAGAGGCCUGAUAAGUUUGGAAAUCCCAUGGUAUUUCUACACAGAGGUCAAGCAUUCUCAGCAGGUUUGAAUGGAAAUUAUGGUGGAAAAAUGGAAAUAAUUUCUGACUGCCGGGUAAAUAGUUUUUUGAAAAACGAUGCCCAUGAGUCACACAAAGCUCAGACAAUUUGUGACUUGCAAACCCAAAAACAUUGUAUAAAAUUGCUUGGUGUUUCUGACCAAAGGUCAAGAUACUCAAAUACUCUUGGGAGGUUUCAGUUGAUACUAACAAUUAUAAUUUUUUUCUAGAAUUGAUUAUCUAUGAAUUUUUGACUACCAGGUAUCUAGUUUUUUGAACAACCAUGCCCUUGACUGUGAAUCAAGAUUUUUAUAGUAUACCAAGGCUAAGAGAAUUCGUCCACUACAAAACCAAAACAUUAUUUAGAAUUGCUUGGCAUUUCUGAACAAAUAUCAAGACUUGAUAUUUUCAAAAAUCACAAUCAAAACCAGCUUUAAGAGUACUUAGUACUCUCAGAGCCGGUUUCAAUUGUGAUUUUUGAAGGUAUUAUUCUAUAAGAGCUCUGGAGCCAGAGCACGCAAAUUUUCUGUGUCGAAGCCUCGAGAUUUUAUGGUGUACCCAAACUCGUAAAAAGCUACCACAGACCAACACCAUAUAUUAUAUGUAUAUAAUUUGAUUUUUGGACACCCUCAUAUUUGUUACUCUUAAGAACUGUAUAAUUUGCCUUUGACAGAAAUGUUAGGGGGACUGAAAGCCAGCUUUUGCCCUUUUUCAACUGCACCAACAUUUCAAAUCCAAAGAGCAUAUUGCAAAUUAGCCCUUACAUGAAUGAGCUGGCUCCAAGAGCCCUUUGAUUACAGAAGUAAUGAACCUGGGAUCGGAGAACUGCUUGAUGGCUCCCUCUUUCGGUCCGACUUUGCACAAGUCAGCACACUCUCUUUUGUCUUUUUCUCGUUUCGGGAUGAGUGCCAUCGAGACAGAGGUAUUGAAGGAAGAGGAUAGCUCUCUCCUAAGCUUGCUGUACUGCUACUCUCUUGAACAACACAUCUACCUUGCAUAUUUCUGCAACAAUUUUGAAUCAAGCUAUCACAUGUUUGCAUAUAUUCUUCUCAGAAGCAAAACAUUGUUAGUCCUUCAAUGACAUCACAGGCCAACUCACCCCAUUCAUUGCUAUUGUUUGGUUGUGGCCAUGAAAGCAAAAUUGGGGAGUUAAUUGCACUUUAACUCAUUUAUGUCUUCCUGCAUGAAUUGAAGGGAUUCUGUCAUGCUCUGUUUUUCUUCUUUGAGUUUUGCAACUCUUGCUUUAAGGUGGUUGAACUCGCUAAGUAUGAGGAGGACUUUGUCCAAUUUCUCUUCGACAAGUUUGAGUUUCUCGAAGCACAGCUUGACGACGUCUUGUUGUUGUUCUUCAUUUUUAAGCAGGAAUAGGUGGGGCACACAAAGGCACAUCUGCCAUCUUCACUUUGUCCCAGGCUAGGUCAUGUGGUUUUUGAAGUUGACCGCUGCCCAGGUUUUUGAUUGGAUUGCAGGCUCGAGCCAAAUCAGGAGUUCUUUUUUAGGCUUGGCUAAAUCUAUAUAUUAUGCUUAUGCUCAGUAUUUGGCAUUGUCUUUGAAUACAUGGCAUCAAGUUCUCACAAAAAGCAGCAUUGUGCUAACUAAUUUUGUUGUUUAAUUCCGCAAUCCCCGGGCUGUCUAAAAACUCAUUUAGUUGGGAUCUGGAGGUAUGGAUUGAGUAGCAUUUUCUUCUGUCAGUUAACUCCCAAAUUACAGUGCAUUGAUUAAUUAGAAUUUCUUGUUAUGAACCUUUGAACAGUGUCAACAGUGCUUUAGUUUCCUAAUAAAUUAUCUAUACUUCAUGGGCUUUCUACUUGCCCUGCCUCCCCAGAUUUGCCAGGAAAUCAUUCAUGUGUAAUGCAUGUACAAUCUUUAUAUGCAAAAUAUAUUUCUUAGUGAAUGAAUGUGUCUGUGCAGUAUUAAUUUUGUCUUCUUGUUUUGUUAGGUACCCCUUUCAUGGUGAGACUUCAUGAGCAGUUAAAGUUCUUUGUCAACUGUAAGAUUUCUACUGACCCUGCUUGGCAAGGGCUGAGAAUAUAUCUGUCUGGACAUGAGACACCUGGUGAAGGUGAGCAUAAGAUAAUGGAGUUUAUCAGAUCAGAGAAGAUGCAUGCUGCCUAUGAUCCCAACACAAGGCACUGUUUAUAUGGCUUGGAUGCUGAUCUGAUAAUGCUUGGGCUCUCAUCACACGAACCUCAUUUUUCUCUGCUUCGAGAAGAAGUGAGGUUUGGAAAAGCUGCCAAAAGAAUAACAAAGCCUGAAAAGACGACUUUUCAUCUUCUUCACCUGUCCCUGUUCAGAGAAUAUCUGGAUUGGGAAUUUAGUGAACUAAAGGAGAAACUUCCCUUUCCUUAUGAUCUUGAGAGAAUCAUAGAUGACUGGAUUCUAAUGGGAUUUCUUGUUGGGAAUGAUUUUAUCCCACACCUGCCAAAUCUACACAUUAACCAUGAUGCUCUGCCGUACCUGUACAGAGUUUACAUUGAUGUUAUGCCCUCUCUGGAUGGUUUUCUCAAUGAUGGUGGAAGGCUUAUGCUACCCAGAUUUGAGCAGUAUCUUGUUGCCUUGUCUAAGUUUGACAGAGACCAAUUUGAAGAGAAGUUUGUUGACAUGAAAUGGUUUGAAAGUAAGAAGGGUUUCACAUUUGGAAAUAAGCCAGAGGAACUGCAGAAUGAUGACUCAUUGCUGACUUUGGACAACAGUUUUGCUGCUUUAGAUUUAAUUCCUGGAGAGUCUACUGCUACAAAAAGAAAAGAGGCAAAAAGUAAAACGAAUCCAGAACUUGAAAAGCUUGCAGCAAAAUUUGAUGAAGACCUACUAGGUGAUGAUGAAGACAUCUUUGACACUGAGUUUGCAAUGUUCAAGAGAGACUACUACAUGCAAAAGUUUGGAUAUGAAGAAAUUACCAGUGGUGUACUAGCUGAGCUAACUUUCCAGUAUGUCCAAGGAAUCCAAUGGAUUCUGCUUUACUAUUUCUGUGGAGUGCCAUCUUGGAGUUGGUUUUAUCCUUUCCAUUAUGCUCCAUAUAUGUCAGAUGUUAGGAAAUUCAGUGAACUAGAAAUAAAGUUUGAGCUGGGAACUCCUUUCCUUCCCUUUGAACAACUGUUGGCUGUGUUGCCUGCUGCUAGUAGACAGCUUCUCCCAAAACCUUUCCAGAACUUGAUGAUCAUGGAGCAGUCGGAUAUUAUUGAAUAUUAUCCUCUGAAUUUCAAGACUGAUUUAAAUGGUAAACAGCAAGAAUGGGAAGCUGUGGUCCUGAUUCCAUUUAUUGAUGAGCGGAGGCUACUCGAUGCUAUGUCACCUCUGUAUUCAAGGUUAACUGAAGAGGAAAUGACCCGUAACAACCAUGGUCCUUGCCUGCUUUACACAUAUGACCCAAACCUCAGCUUUUUCUGCCCUUCAUCAUUGCCUGGAAAAUUUCCUGACAUUUCCUGUUGUCAUGCCAGGUGUGAAGUGCUCAAUAAAGAUGUCUUUCAUGUUGAUGUACAGCACAUGCAUCAAGGUCUAUGUGAGGGAGUCAAACUUGAUGUGUACUAUCCUGGAUUCCCCACUUUGUAUCAUGUUCCACACACGGCAGAACUCAAGAAGGCCAAUGUUAAGGUUUUCCAGAUGCACAGCAAGGGUAGAAGUAUGAUUCUUCAGAUCACUGAGCCACAUGAAGAGAUACCAUCCUUAAAUAUAGCAAAGGAAUUGCUGGGGGAAACUUGCUAUGUUGGCUGGCCACAUAUGGUUGAAGCUCUAGUAAUGGCUGUUUGUGAUGGCAAUAAAAGAUUAACUCUGGAAAAGAAGAGUACAAACAAGUCUUCAAAGGAAAUAAUUCAGCAGGUCUUGACAGAGCUAGAGGUUAAAAGCUGGAAACAUCAAGUCAAAUGCAUGAGAGAAUAUCAUUUAGAAAGAAGAGGAAUAGAACUUGGAGAAACAACUGUUAUGAUAGAAGCUUGUACAAUUAGAGGAAAGAGAUAUGUAUGUGGAGCUAAAGGUCUGGUCACUAUGGAAAAUGAAUGGUCACCCAUGCCGGUCUGUUAUCCUUACCAGUUGACUGUAAAGGACAUCCAUGUCCAUGAAUGUCAUGAAGAUGAUAACAUUCACACCAUUGAAGACCUUUUUCCUAUUGGAAGUCAAUGCUUCAUGUUAGCAUCGCCAUAUUAUGGUGCUUCAGGUGAAGUGAUAGAGAUUGAUGUUAAGCAGUCCCGUGUUAGAGUUCAGCUUCAAGUGCCAACUGAACCUGAUAUAUCGUCUGUCAUUGAUCAACAUCAGGCCAUGUCACUUCAUUACCUGCCAGCAUAUGUUGUAGCGAAAAAGCUUGGUAUUUCUGCAAACUUGCUAUCAAGAAUAACUGGCAGUUUUCUUAUCGAGCCAGGAUCCAGUACCGAUGCAUCUGGUGGAGGCACAAAGGUAGAUAUUGGACUGAACAUGAAAUUCAGUAAACAGAACAAAGAGGUAAGUAAUAAAUAUGGAUGGCUUUGUCUGUGUCUUUUUUGGGGGGGGUGAGGGGGAGUGGAAUUGUUGUGAGGUUAAAAUGGGGCUAAAAUUGGAUGUCUCAUAUAAUAAUAUCCCUGGUCCCUGUUGUUCUAAGGGUUGAAAAUGCUGUCAGCUGAUAAGUCACUAUCCAGUGGAUAUCAGGGCUUAUUCUGGCAAAACUUAUCCACUUGAUAGUGAUUUACCUGGUAGAAGGCAUUAUUCAAAAUUUCCCCCAAGCCUUCUCCUUGGAAAUUAUUUAAUAUUAUGUAUCACAGGAAUAAGCAUUUGUAUAAUGUAACUGUACCUCAAUUUGUACAAAAAAGGAUAGCUGCAGCAGCACAGAUUUUUGCAAUUGUAUGGUGUAAAGAAUGGUAGUUAUGAGCCAAAAAGAAGAGACCUGGUAAUGGGAUUUUUGCUCCUAGUUCAUUUAAUUUUGUUCAUAUGACAACUGGUGCCUGUUUUAGGGACCUCAUAUUGCCAUAGAAGUUUUCUCUACGUGUUUAUCACCAAUCACUUUGUACUUCUUCUCUUGCUUGUACAUGUAAAACGGUGGCAUGUUACCAUGGUUACCAAUGGUCUUUGGCUUUUUGUAGAAGUUUUAUUCAACAUUACAGCUGAACUCAUUUGCUAACAAUCAUUUCUGCACAAUGAACUCUAUACUCUACGGCUCUACAAUCACACAUAUCUAGAUAAUUAACAGUAUGGCUCUACAAUCUCGCAUUUUUAGAUAAUGAUCUGUAUGGCUCUAUGAUCACACAUUUUUAGAUAAUGAACUCUAUGGCUCUAUGAUCACACAUUUUUAGAUAAUGAACUCUACGGCUCUACCACUCUACCCCUCUACCCCUCUGCAAUCACGCAUUUUUAAAUAAUAAACUCUGCAGCUCUAUGGCUCUGCGGCUCUACGGCUCUACAUAUCCAUACCAAGCAUAGAAUAGGAAUUGUUUAUUUCAUUUUUUUUCUUUAAUACUUCUUCAAACUGUACUAAGUACGUGACACAGGUGCCCAAAAAUCUAAACAAAACUUAAGUGUUAUUUUCGUUGUUUCCAGUAAAUAAAUAAGUCAUGAAUGCAAUAGAAACAAUGGGCUUACUAACAUUCUAAGUUUCCCAAGAAAGCUUUGAAUAAAACCAAGGGCCUUUCUAACAAACUAAGGAAAGUUUUGAAUUGAAAUGUGGGUUGCACUGUCGUACGAGCUUACAGAGGAAAGUUUUGAAUUGAAAUAAGGGUCGUACUGUCAUACUAACGUACAGAGGAAAGUUCUGAAUUGAAACAAGGGUCGUAGUAGUGUACCAAAGAAAGCUUUGAAACAGGGGUUGUACUAACGUGCUAGAGGGAAAGCUUUGAACGCAAAGAAGGGUUGAAGUAACGUACUAAGGCACUAAGGAAUGGAAGUAAAUUUGUUAAAAUAUGCAGUCGUCCUAAUGUACAAAGGAAAGUAAAUGUGGUGAAAUAAGCAUUUGUGAUAACGUACUUACUCAGGGAAAGUAAAUUUGGUGACUUGCGGUCGUACUUACAUAAUAAGGAAAGGGUUGAAUUACCUCUUACUAACAUUCAAAGGAAAGUGCAAAUAUUGGUACACACCAUUUGUGUAGCUUGCUUGAUAUGGUGGUGAGAAUUAAAUUUGCUGAUUGCCGAUAUUUUUUUUGGCUUCAAAUUUUGGCCAAAUGUUGGGCGCUCUAUCCAGAAUCCGGCCUAUUGUAUGCUUUAUGUGAGCUCUCAGAAUAAGCGUUACAGACUUUCUGUUAUCAUUGAAUUCUUAAUGAUUCUAACUCGUGUUUUCUUUCUGGAUUUGUGGAUACUGAAAACUGCAUACCGGCAUUCAGUAUACUAAAUAGAUUACGUUCAAACUAAAUAUUUAAGAGUGUCGUAUUGUUUUAAGCAUGAUCAAUAGCAAAAAUUAAUCUGUCUAAAGUACAUUGUAUCCUCUGAUAACUUUCCUUUCUACUUACUCUUUCCGUUUAAUUGUAAAACCCGGAAAAUUUAACAUGUACAGUCUACAGUCACAGAAAAUAAGUAUCUAUAAGGUAAGGCUAUUUGGUAUUGGAGCGUGUCACUCUGGUCAGAGGAAAGUGUCCAUUGUCCCAAUUAAGCAGGCUAUUGUAAGAACAUAUAACAGGCUUUUUAUGGAAACUGGAAGUUAUGGAGCUACUGUAAACUUCUGCUUAUAAGCCUGGGGCUUAUACUCUUUUGUAAGGUGUUUUUGAUGGGCUUAUAAUCGGAGGGACUUAUAUCCAGGGGGCUUAUAAGCUGAAUAACAAAAAACGUUUCGAAAUAAGCUAAAGCAAUGUUGAUCAAAAUAAAUUUCUCAUGUACUGGUUUUCAAUAAGCUUCAAGGACGGUGCCUACCAAAUACAAAGGUUUUUGCACCAGAUUAGGACCGUGCGGAAAAAGUAGAUCUUU
Messenger RNA from Orbicella faveolata, 9784 nucleotides. Its product is annotated as 5'-3' exoribonuclease 1-like. The record is from RefSeq and is a predicted model, not a curated record. Gene Ontology annotation, biological process: nuclear-transcribed mRNA catabolic process; rRNA catabolic process. Gene Ontology annotation, cellular component: nucleus. Gene Ontology annotation, molecular function: 5'-3' RNA exonuclease activity; RNA binding. Lineage: Eukaryota; Metazoa; Cnidaria; Anthozoa; Scleractinia; Merulinidae.